This is a messenger RNA of Colletotrichum phormii, 1257 nucleotides long. RefSeq lists its product as uncharacterized. The record is from RefSeq and is a predicted model, not a curated record. Lineage: Eukaryota; Fungi; Ascomycota; Sordariomycetes; Glomerellales; Glomerellaceae. The transcript has 2 exons. Bases 200 to 763 code for a protein of 187 amino acids.
CUUCACGCUCAAUAUAGAGCAAAUCGGAAUACUCUCCUACGGUUUUGCCUGGGCCGAGAGCUAGAUGGACUUUAUGUUGACGCUCAUGUUCACUUAAUGUCUCGGGUGAGUAUUUGGCAGUCCUCGAGGGGACGGAACAAUCGCCGAGUUCCUCGACCAGUAUGGGCUCUGCCUCUCAGGCUCCCCGGGAGCCCCAAACAUGAGUUCUCCACCGGCGGGUGACAUGCGUUGGAUGGCCGGAUUUCAUAAUUCCAUUGCUCGACCGUUUGCAAGCCUCUACACCAGGUGGGCUCUGGCAAACCUCAAAAGUGCUGCCUUACCAAACCCAACUACGGCGGAGACCACGGUAUCACCAGACACGCCGACCGAGUACAGGAAUAGCCUGAAUAGAAGCGAAGAAAUUCGUGUCUUCCGAGUCAUUUACCGAUACGAAACCUUCAAUCAUCUCUUUGGUCGGAACAAGGGCAGACGGCGCGGCGGCUAUCCCUUUUAUACAAUCAACGAGCUUUUCUGCUGUCUAUUCGAUCCUUGGGAAGUCGAGGCUAUCGGAUGCAUAGAUGCGUUUGUUAGAGAAAAGUACGCCGAUAUUUUUAACCAGAUCAAAGGCUGGAUGGAGGGGACUGUGUCGCGAGGGCUGCAAAUUGCGGUACGAAUGUUUACGAUUGACAACUAUGAGUUACUGCUAGCCAAGAUGGAGCGCGCCAUCACAACCCAGAAGCGAAAUGAUGAUUCUUUCAAGAAGUCUCUGAGCACGACUGCAUAGAUAGGCAGACGCGAUGUCUCAAACGCCUUUCCAGAUUCAAGAAACCGAGCGGAGCAGAGGGCAGAGAACAUGGAGUUUCGAGGUGAUUAUAUGCCGCCCAACGAACCGCCACUCGCCUGGGUUCUGUUAUGGAACUGGAAGUACUCGAAUGCUUAUAGGGAAUACGUUCCAGAGUCCUUGGUGCCAACUGGAUACGUAUUCUGGGACGCGGAGCGUUUGGCACAAGAUGGAAUUAAAGACUUUGUCGUCAGCCAGUGGGAGACUCGCCCUUCGGUUGCCGAGGCCAUGUUGGUCGAUCGCCUUUGGAGUCCCCUUAGAGACGAGAGACCAACAGCCGAAGUCCUUACAGACAUCGGCGAGAAAGCUUCAGGAGAUGCGGUGAAUCAUUCAGGUGAAGUCGAGGAUGCGCCUCAGCCAACGGAAGACUCUCGAGAUGCAAGUCUGGUAAUUUCUGAGGUUCAUGACUUCUACCUCUUACAUCGAUAGUUCGGGCU